AUGUAUCGACUAAAGUCCGGUGUAGAGAUUGGAAGAGAUCCGGUCAUCCGCUUACACGUACACGCUCUACGUAUUGCCCGUCUUCUCCACCACGCUAACUACCCCGUCCUCCUCACCUCUCGCAAAGGCGGAGUCGUCCCAGUACCAUUCAAAGCCGUCAAAUUCGACUGGUAUGACCCAUCGACAUUCGAGGGCGUCUUUGCCACCGACCCGAGUAUCGACCGGAUCUACCUUCUCUCGCCUGGAGGAAGUGUAAAUGUGUUCUCUCCGAUGAAGCCGUUCAUCGAUCUGGCUGUGCAGAGGGGAGUCGAGUGGUUCGUCCUCCUUAGUGGGUCGAUGCUGGAUUCUGGACAACAGGCGUCGGGGAAGGUACACGAGUACUUGCUCUCGCUCAAAGUUGAUUAUGCAGUCAUCCGUCCUUCAUGGUUCUUUGAGAAUUUCUUGACGAUCCACCUUGGGACCAUCAGGAAACAGAACACGAUCAUGAGCGCGUCUGGGGAUGGGAGGAUUGGGUUUAUAUCUGCUGAUGAUAUUGCGGAUUUGGUUGUUAGUGCGUUGUCGGAUGAGAAAAGCCAUAAUACCGACCAUAUUCUUCUGGGCCCUGAGCUGCUUACUUAUGAUGAUGUUGCCGAUAUCUUCACGGAGGUACUUGGACGAAAGAUUACUCACACGCGUGUCUCUGUCGAGGAAUUGAAGAAGAGGUAUAUCUCUUUCGGUCUUCCAGAGGAUUUCUCCGUGAUGCUCUCAUCUUUGGACGGUGAGAAUGAUAAAGGCGGGGGUGAGGAAGAGACAUUCAUGUCAGUGAAGAAGGUUUCGGGGAAGAGGGCAUUGAGGAGCUUCGUGGAAGCAAACAGGAAUAGCUGGCUGUCGUGA
Molecule: messenger RNA, 873 nt
Organism: Desarmillaria tabescens
Lineage: Eukaryota; Fungi; Basidiomycota; Agaricomycetes; Agaricales; Physalacriaceae
Exons: 6
Coding region: 1-873 (290 amino acids)
Source: RefSeq, a predicted model, not a curated record